AUGUCAGUGCAGAAUAACACAGAUCUGACUCCAGCUUCCUUUGUUCUGAAUGGGAUCCCCGGCUUGGAAGACAUGCACAUCUGGAUUUCCUUCCCAUUCUGUUCCAUGUAUGCAGUGGCUAUGAUGGGGAACUGUGGACUGCUCUAUCUCAUCUUCUUUGAGGACUCCUUACAUAGACCCAUGUACUACUUUUUAGCAAUACUUUCUCUAACGGACCUUGUCAUGUGCUUAAGUGCAAUACCUAAAGCCCUCUGCAUCUUCUGGUUUCAUCAAAAAGAAAUUGGAUUUGAUGACUGUCUUGUACAGAUGUUCUUUACCCAUACCUUCACGCUGAUGGAGUCUGGGGUUCUCAUGCUCAUGGCUCUGGAUCGCUACAUAGCCAUCUGCUACCCUCUGCGUUACUCCACCAUUCUCACCAAUGCCAUCAUUGCCAAGAUUGGGUUUGCCACCUACCUCAGAGGGGCACUGCUAAUUAUUCCAAUUAUAUUUGUUAUCAAGUACCUACCCUACUGCCGAGGCAAUAUAAUAAACCAUACCUACUGUGACCACAUGUCCGUAGCCAAGUUGUCCUGUGGCAAUGUCAAGGUGAAUGCCAUUUAUGGCCUGAUGGUUGCUCUCUUGAUUGGGGGCUUUGACAUUCUGUGCAUCACAGUCUCCUACACCAUGAUCCUUAGGACAGUGGUCAGCUUAUCCUCAGCAGAUGCUAGGCAGAAAGCCUUCAGCACCUGCACUGCCCACAUCUGUGCCAUUGUUUUCUCCUAUAGCCCAGCCUUCUUUUCCUUUUUUUCCCACCACUUUGGGGGACAUACCAUCCCUCCAUCUUGCCACAUCAUUGUGGCUAAUAUUUAUCUGCUUUUGCCUCCCACUAUGAAUCCUAUUGUCUAUGGAGUGAAAACGAAGCAAAUACGAGACUGUGUCAUAAGGAUCUUUCAGGGUCGAAGGAUUUCAAAGCUCACAGUAUGUAAAUGA
This is a messenger RNA of Rattus norvegicus (Norway rat), 969 nucleotides long. It is a transcript of the gene Or52n4e, whose product is annotated as olfactory receptor family 52 subfamily N member 4E. Gene Ontology annotation, molecular function: G protein-coupled receptor activity; olfactory receptor activity. NCBI's taxonomy places the organism in Eukaryota, Metazoa, Chordata, Mammalia, Rodentia, Muridae. The coding region runs from base 1 to 969 and encodes 322 amino acids. The transcript has a single exon. Gene Ontology annotation, biological process: G protein-coupled receptor signaling pathway; nervous system process; signal transduction. The record is from RefSeq and is marked reviewed. Gene Ontology annotation, cellular component: membrane; plasma membrane.